AUGAACACUCUUGCAAAACUUCUGGCUUUGGCAGCCUUCGCUGCUGCUGCUCCUUCUGUGGGCAACCGUGGCCCUUCGCCGUUUGAAGUCCAACUGGAAAUGCGUGGAAACUCCGAGGUCAAAGCCACCUUCACAAACAAGGGCAAAGAUGCUGUGAAGGUUCUUAAGACCGGCAGCGUGCUCGACACCUCCUCUGUUGAGAAGGCCAAGGUCUUUUCUGGCGGGGCGCCUGUGCCCUUCCAAGGUGUUCGCCUUAGACUUGCCACGGAUUUACUCAAUGACAGUGACUUUCAGCGCAUCUCUCCUGGCGAAACCGUGGAAGUGACUUUCGACAUCGCUCAAACGCACGACCUUUCGUCUGGUGGCAAGUUUGACAUCUUGGCUGAUGGUUCCUUUGCCUUUGCAAAUGAGAAGAGCAACGUUUUGAUCGGCUCCAUUCCCUAUGUCUCGAAGCAACUUGGCAUUGAGGUUGACGGUGGGGCUGCUGCUGCUGUUCAUUCUGCCUUCCAUGAGAAGCGCACUCGUGUGCAAAGCGACUGCCAAGGUCAACAGCUACAGGUCACCCAGACGGCGCUGCGCAACUGCGCUUCGAUUGCUCGCAAGGCUCAGCAGGCUGCUGCAUCUGGUCCAGCCGCAAAGCUGCAGGAGUACUUCAAGUCAUCUAGCCAGCAGGUUCGCAACACGGUUUCGACCGUCUUUGGUCGUGUUGCCUCGGAAUGCGGCUCGACCAACAGUGGCGUUUCCACCUACCACUGCCGCGACCCCUACAGCUAUUGCGAGGGCCGGGUCCUUGCGUACACGAUCCCGUCGUACAGUGUCAUGGUGUACUGCCCGCUGUACUUCAACAGCUUGCCGGAUCUCAGCAACGCCUGCCACGCCCAGGACAAAGCCAACACUAAUCUUCAUGAGUCUACCCACCUGACUCAGAUUAAGGGCACUGACGACUACGGUGGUUACGGCUAUGACUUUGUUCGCAGCUUGACCCCGGCCCAGAAUCUCAACCACGCGGACACAUACACUCUUUAUGCGCAGGCGAUCAACGUUGGCUGCUAG
Messenger RNA from Purpureocillium takamizusanense, 1053 nucleotides. Its product is annotated as Deuterolysin. The record is from RefSeq and is a predicted model, not a curated record. Gene Ontology annotation, molecular function: metalloendopeptidase activity. The coding region runs from base 1 to 1053 and encodes 350 amino acids. The transcript has 2 exons. Lineage: Eukaryota; Fungi; Ascomycota; Sordariomycetes; Hypocreales; Ophiocordycipitaceae. Gene Ontology annotation, biological process: proteolysis.